UCAGAAAUUCUGUUCGUUUCCUUUUACUACUUUUUUUUUUUCUAUUUUCAUUCAAUUGCAUUGCCAUUUGUUUGACCGAGUCUCGCAUGAACUUGGUUUGGUCAUAGUAAUCGCAAGUGUACGAUGUUAUGCCUGAAAUUAUUUCGGUAUAUUACUGGAAUACCCUCCUCAAAAAGGUACGAAGAAAACCCUUAUCCAACUUCAAGAGGAUCUCUUUCGUCGGGUGAGUUCUCGUUUCCGAGCAAAUAUGUUUAUGUUCAAUUUUGUUUUUGCUAAUGAGGUUAGGUACGAGUGUCAAUUGACAAUUUAUUCUUAAGGAAAAAGAAAAAGUACGAACGUAUUUUUGACAGAAACCGAGCCAAAAUCGAUCAUUCGAUUCUGAUCAUCGGAUCAUGCAUUCAGCGACUUCGCGAUCAAGUCAAUCGUCUCUGCAAUCUUCCGUACCAAAUGCAUCAACGUCGUCUCUUUUGCAACAACAACAACAACAACAACAACAACAUCACCAUCACCACCACCAGCAACAACAAAUCCUUUACGGACCUGUCGUCAAUCCAGUGAUACCUCUCCAACCUUAUGCCCCAGGAAUACACCCAACAUGCAUUUAUCCCACAACUCAACGACCCGCAGGAUUAUCAUCAACUCCCAUUUCUUUGCAAAUGCAAGGCAAGCCCAAUAGAUGGCAAUGCAAGAAUAAGAUUAACCGUGGUCACCAACAACACCAGCAACAUCAUACUCAACAACCAUUCUACAAUUCCAAGCUUGUGUUUGAACAAGGCUCGAACAAUCCCCCGUUACCGUCUUCAAACUCAUCGUCCUUCAUUCUAACAUCAUCGAAUUUUGCCCACGGUGGACUCUUGGGAGAAUCUUACAAUAAUCCUGCGGUGGCUUUGUUACCUCAAACCCCAUACGCGAAGUCACUGGACAAUCAAGCAUUCUGUUUACUCCAAGACCGAGACAAAUCUCAGUUAGCUCAACGUCAACAGUCAUCAUCAGCUCGCGGUUCUUACUAUAACAUAUCUUCAACAAAUGCUUGCAAUUUGCAAACAGUUAAUCCAAAUGCAUUUCAAUUGGCAACCGUAAAUCCAUUUUCUACUGUGACAUCAUUCACGAAUAAUCAGAUAACAGGACCGAUACAAACCGUACAAGCUACACAAGUCUUCCCAAAUCCACAAAUAGGUUUAUUGUUUGCUGGACAAUUGCGUGAAAAAUUGUCAGAGACAAAUAUCGAGGGUACUUCAUUGAAUACAUUGAAUGCAUACUCGAAAGAUAAGUUGUCGGUCGUCAAUAAUACAAUACCAAUUAAUUCUAGUAAGAUAGAUAAUCGCGGUGACUGGCCGGUGCAUGAAAACAAAGUGACUUCAGUGAAUAAUUUCGAGUGUAAUUCAAAAGAACCGUCUGUUGCACGAACAGGGGAGAAACUAAUAGUUGAAACUGCACAAGAGGAAGGUGCUUACUCGGACGAAUCUUCGGCAAGUUUCGAAUUCACUCUCGAGGCCGAGAAAAUGGUCUCUGCAUUGUGCAACACUACGUCGUCGAACGAUUUAAGCAAAGAAGAACCACGCAAUGGAAAGAAAUCAGAAGUUAAUGCGUUCUUCGAUGGGGCUGGUGAUAAUCCAUCGAACAAGAACAAUUGGCUUUUGAAUUUUUGCACGGAUGAAAGUAACAAAAAUGAAAAUAAUAAAUCUAUAGCCAUUCAAACGGAUGGUCCUUGUACAGACAGAUCCCAAUAUCCCGAAUUAAUUCGAAAAACAGCUUAUUGGGGUUGCACCAAAGCUGAAAUUGUUCUCAAUUCAGAAACGCUGCAGCAAAACUCUAGCAAUGGAAAGUGGGAUCGUUUGAUCAAUUUGUCUUCGGCUACUAGAACAGCGAUCACCAAAUCUUCAACUUGUUUUCCAAUAUUUGCUGGAGAUCGUAUCUUUGCUAAAGACUUGAUAAAAGCUUUGUUGCGUGUCAGCAAUGGUUGGCUCAUUCUCGACAAUUAUCUGAACAAACAACAUUAUCCUAGUCUUGCUGAGAAAUUAGACGACGAGUUACUUCGAUGUUUUCAAACUUGGGAAGAGAGUACUUACGAGUUGCUUCGGCAAAUCGUUGAAACUUUUUUAAAAUUGGAAGAAAAAAGUCGAAUGUCUGGCGAUAAAUACGAGAACAAACUCGUGGAUACAUCUGUGGCAUCUUUCCCAGGCGACGUAACUUUGUAUACGUCGAUCGAUCUCUUCGAUUGUUCAAAAAACGAGCCUAAUCUAAAGUCUACCAGAAAGGAAACCAAUAAUGAAACUUCGAAAGACGAAGAACAACGACAAUUGGCGAUAUCAUCCACCGUGUCGACCGAUGAUGGUACUCAAAAAACUUAUCGCAAAGAAACCAAAUUACGAAGUAAGUGGACAAUAACAGAAAAUUUAAUAUCUUCGAUAGGCAGUGAGAAAUCAUUAAAUCGUACAAAAAAUAACGUACGAACAGGUAGCAGAUUUCGUAACAAAAACGCAUCCUCGUUGUCCAGUAAAGUUGACACGUCGGAACGAUCGGUCAAUGCUGAAUUCUUUCAAUUGAGAAGCACCGUAAUGGAGAGGAAUCACGAAAGUUCCAAGGAAUGGCUAUUGAAAGACAGGAAACAGGAGUUCUUUUUCGACAACAACAUUCCUACCCCGUGUAUGAAUGCAGGAUUGAUUUAUGGUAUUCAAAGACCAACCACUAAUAUGAAUUAUGAUCCUUCCAUGUUUGGGAAUACUUUAGCUAGAAAUUUCUACCCUGGUAAUGACAAUGUUCCCAUAGCACGCGUCGAUAGCAGAACAAUGUACGAGAACAAAUCGAAUAUCGGUGCUCCGAUUUAUAUUGGCAAGUCAUCAACCGAUCAACUCGAAUUAUCAGCUGUUCCAAGGAACAGGAUGAUGUUGUUGAGUCAAAUAGAACCGGAUAUACCAGAGAAAGAAUCCGAAGAGAUGACUGCUAAUUUAUCCGCUUGGUUUGCCAGCAUGAGAAAUGCCAAUGGACAAGUCCAACAGCAGCAGCAGCAGCAGCAGCAACAACAACAGCAGCAACAACAACAGCAGCAACAACAACAGCAACAAUUACAUGUUCAACAUCAUCCGUUGUCUCAUCGAGGAGAAACUCUUGCUAGAAACACGAUAGACUUUACCAGACAAUUACAAAUCGAUACGAAUCGACAACUUCAAACAUUAAGAAACAUGCAAAGUAUUCAAAGUGCACCGUGGAAUGCUGAACACAUUCUCAGCAAACGAUUGAAUGUACAUAGUCAAAUUACUGAAGAAUACGAUAGCUCAGAAGAUGUAAGAGUUUACAUGAAACCUGGCAGUUACAAUGUACCAAAAAAAAGACAUCAUAGAAGAAGUAAUAAUACUCGACGUUCUGACAAUUUACGCGGUUCUGGAAAUAAUUACAAGAAUAUGCAUUCCAGCAAAAGUGAAAAAGUUCCUAAAGUAUUAGCAUCUUCAACCCCGAUAACUCGAACUACAUUAAAUACCACAACAACGCAAAGUGUCUCUCUUCAAAAUUCACCGACAAUCCUGAAACGCGUUACUUCAAUUAAAAACAAUCUUGAACAAGAUGUCACUUGGAAGGCAGCAUGUGCCUCGGCAGAAAUCCUAUUGGAAGCUCUCAACGUAAAAGAUGCGAAGAAAGAAACGAUCAAUGAUAAUUCUGAGAACGAGGAUAACUUUAAUGAAGUCAAAGAUAUUAAAAUCGAAAAGGAAAGUGAUAAGGAAGAUCGAGUAUCGUCAAAAAGUUUACACCGUUCAAAACUAUGUCAACGUAAUCAAACGAAAUCUGGGAAAAGCCGAGACGACAUUGCAGAAAUCGAUGCAUCGAGUUACGAAGCAUCCGAAGAUGAUUCUGGAUCAACCAGCAAAUUAUCUCCACGUACAAACGUUCUUCUUAAUUCCCAAGAUAAUCGUAAUACCAAAACAAACGUGAAAACUGAUUCGUGGCUGAUCAGAACUCUGAACAAUGCUAGUAUGAUGAGCAAACAGAGAAGAAGACAAAACGAUUUCGCAAUAGUUGAAAGUUCAGAAUCAUCAAACAGUUCGAUGAUCGAGGAAGAACGCACUUGUUUGACUUCGAUAACAGCUGUUGGAAUGACUACAACUAUUACAGCUACUACUACGAUCAAAGAUCGAGAAGAUAUUGCUGCUAUUGCUGCUUCCCGAGAAAUUGGUAUCACCGAUCGUGCCAAUGAAAACGAUCUCUUAAGUGAAAUCAAAAAAGACAGUGAAAGUACUGUUGGACGUGCUACUUACUCGGAAACUGUACGUAGAUCGACAGGAUUUUCAACAGGAUUAUCAUCUAACGUAAUAAGAUCGGUUAAAAAGAAGCCCAUAAAUUCGAGUCCAUCUUUAAAUUAUACUACGAUCGUACCGAUUCCUGGACGUAAAUGUUUCAACAAAGAUUCCGAAAGGUCUUAUCAUUUGUUACACAAAUCGCGAAAACCUUCGUGUAAAAAAUUAUCGAGGAUGAUGGAUGACAAUGAGGAUCGUAGAUCGGAAGAUGGAUCGUUCACUUGUUCGAAAUUAAAAAUUGCAGAUAAUGAAACGUCUUUGUCAACGAUGAUCAAUUUAUCAUCGAAAUCUGGUGCAAGUAAAUCUUUGCAAUGUAAAAAGAAAGUAGAUAAUAACGAGUCGAUCGAUAAUUUAGUUGAAACAAAAUGUGCAAGUAAAUUGAACGAUCGUGGCUGGUCAGUUUGGUAUAGUUCGAGAAGAAAACAAUCCUUAAGUCCACUUGCUUUGAGUAAAUUAGAAACUAUAUAUCGUGCUGUUUGUCAAAUGGACGAAACGAACAUUUUUAAAUAUCCACCUACGUCCACUUCAAGCCCCUCGAUCGGAACGAUGGAAGAUUAUUGCAAAGUUAUCAAAAAUCCAUUGUUUCUCGAAACGGUAGAAUAUAAAAUUAAAAAUCGAAUUUAUCACAAGAUCGAGCAUGCUGUAAGAGAUUUUCGAAGAAUCGUUUAUAACUCGAAAAUUUAUCACAAGAACGAUAAUGAUCGCGUGAAAAAGAUCGAAAAUUUAUCGACAAAACUUGAGGAAUUAUUCGAAGAACACUUUACCAAUUGGGAUUUCGAUAAUAUUAGUGGAAGUCCGAGAGAAGAUGAUUCACCGAUACGUCCAAAAUUCAAAUCAACUAAUUCGAGUCAAAAAACACUUGCUGGACGUUAUAAAAAUUCGAAAAAAAGCCCUUCUACUAUAACCAUUGCAGAAAGUACGACGACGCUUCGAUAACGAACCCUUUCUUCCCCCUUUCUUCCCUCUCUUGCCCUAUUAUAAUUAAUAACAACGAACAAUAUCGGAAAACUAUUUUAUGAGUGAUGAAUAAUUAUUAUAGCUAUAGUAUUGUGCCUUCUAGUCAUUAGAAAUGAAUCAUAAUUGUUGAUAUUGUUAUUGAUAAGUAUGUUUUAGGAAUUCAUUUGAUCGAAUUUCAAAUUUUCCCGCCUUCUCGGUGUUAUCCUUUUGGUAUCCAUUUUACACCGCUCAAUUCGAAUCCGUAA
Polistes dominula (European paper wasp) is the source of this 5491-nucleotide messenger RNA. RefSeq lists its product as uncharacterized. Gene Ontology annotation, molecular function: sequence-specific DNA binding. Gene Ontology annotation, cellular component: nucleus. The record is from RefSeq and is a predicted model, not a curated record. Gene Ontology annotation, biological process: regulation of gene expression. Lineage: Eukaryota; Metazoa; Arthropoda; Insecta; Hymenoptera; Vespidae.